CAUUUAGCAAGCACAGCUGAGCUCAAUGUCGGGGAUGCUUAUCUUUCUUUGCACACUUCUUAUCCGUUACUGUUACGCAAAGGUUGAAAACACUGUUUGUCGAACGAUGGAGAACCCUAAAUAUCCACUGCUAUUCAAGGAAGGAGACAUAACUAUUGGAGGACUGUUUGCAGUCCGAAGUAUAGAAACAUUACCUUCAUUUGAGUUUAGACAAAGACCUCAGCCUCUGUCAUGCUCCAGUGUGAAUCUAAGAGAUUUUCGGAUGGCUCAAACUAUGACUUUUACUAUUGAAGAGAUCAACAGAAGUGAAAAUCUUCUCCCAAAUGUAUCUAUUGGCUACAGAAUCUAUGAUACCUGUGGUUCAAGACUGUCUUCUAUGAGUGCAACUAUGUCAGUGAUGAAUGGACAAGAAUUUGCCGCAGAGAACAAAUGCAAUGGACAGACUCCUAUACAUGCUAUUAUCGGAGAAACAGAGUCUUCUGCCACAGUGAUUCUGUCCAGAACUACAGGACCUUUUAAAAUCCCAGUGAUAAGUCACUCAGCAACAUGUGAGUGUCUAAGUAAUAGGAAAGAUUUCCCAUCUUUCUUCAGAACUAUUUCUAGUGAUUAUCACCAGAGUAGAGCACUUGCAUACAUAGUCAAACACUUCGGCUGGUCUUGGGUUGGAGCUGUGAACAGUGACAAUGACUAUGGAAACAAUGGAAUGGCCAUAUUUCUGAAUACAGCACAAGAAGAGGGCAUUUGUAUAGAGUACUCUGUGAAAUUUUACCGAACAGAGCAUGAAAAACUUAAAAAAGUGGUAAAUGUAAUAAAACAGAGCACAACCAAAGUGAUUGUUGCAUUUCUUUCACGUGUUGAGAUGGUAAAUCUACUCGAGCAGUUAAGUAUUCAGAAUAUAACAGGACUCCAAAUGAUUGGUGUGGAGGCAUGGAUAACAGCAAAAAGUUUAAUCACCCCAAACAGUUUUCAUAUACUUGGAGGAUCGUUGGGGUUUGCAGUAAGAAAACUUGAUAUUGAGGGAUUUUCUGAUUAUGUUGUUAAAGCAUUCUGGGACACAGCUUUCCCUUGCUCACAUGAAGAUGGGAAUUCAUCCCAAGAUGCAUUAAGUUGCAGCAUAUAUCAGGAUUUACUCGGCCUGAAAAAAAUCAAUGAAGAUGUGCCUGAACAAAGAUAUGCAAGUAAUGUCUACAAAGCAGUGUAUGCUGUGGCUUAUGCGCUACACAGUCUGCUCAAGUGCAAAGAAAAAGAAGGAUGUGAUAAAGAACUGACAAUACAACCACAGCAGGUCCUUGAAUUUCUAAAAAAUGUAAAUUUCACUGACAAUUUUGGAGAUCGUGUGUGGUUUGACAGCUCUGGUGCUGCAGUAGCCCAGUAUGAAGUUGUGAACUGGCAGCAGGACUCUGAUUCAUCAAUUCAGUUUAAAGCAGUGGGUUAUUAUGAUGCAUCACUGCCCCCUGACCAGCGCUUUGUGCUUAACACUGAAAACAUCAUCUGGGCAGGAGAACAGCUGCAGAAGCCAAAGUCUGUGUGCAGUGAGAGUUGUCCUCCAGGCACUAGGAAGGCUGGACAGAAAGGAAGACCUGUCUGCUGUUAUGACUGUAUUCCAUGUGCAGAUGGAGAAAUCAGUAAUGAGACAGAUUCAAAUAACUGCAUGCAGUGUCCAGGGGAAUACUGGUCUAAUACUGAGAAAAAUAAAUGUGUGUUAAAGACUGUAGAAUUUCUGUCAUUCACUGAAGUUAUGGGUAUAGUGUUGGUCUUUUUCUCACUGUUUGGAGUAGGAAUAUCUGUACUGGUCACAGUUCUGUUUUACAGUAAGAAGGACACCCCCAUAGUGAAAGCCAACAACUCAGAGCUGAGCUUCCUGCUGCUCUUCUCAUUGACUCUGUGUUUUCUCUGUUCACUUACUUUCAUUGGUCGCCCCACUGAGUGGUCUUGUAUGUUACGUCACACAGCGUUUGGGAUCACUUUUGUCCUCUGUAUCUCCUGUGUUCUAGGGAAAACAAUAGUUGUGUUAAUGGCCUUCAAGGCCAAACUUCCAGGAAGUAAUGUCAUGAAAUGGUUUGGACCUGUACAACAGAGACUCAGUGUUCUUGCCUUUACACUUAUACAGAUUCUUAUCUGUGUGCUUUGGCUAACAAUAUCUCCACCUUUUCCCUAUAAAAAUAUGAAAUAUUACAAAGAGAAGAUCAUUCUUGAGUGUAGUCUGGGUUCUACUGUUGGUUUUUCUGCUGUGUUGUGUUAUAUUGGUCUACUGGCUCUCUUAUGCUUCAUUCUCGCUUUUCUGGCUCGGACACUGCCUGAUAACUUCAAUGAAGCUAAAUUCAUCACAUUCAGUAUGCUCAUAUUCUGUGCUGUUUGGAUCACAUUUAUUCCAGCUUAUGUUAGUUCUCCUGGGAAAUUUACUGUAGCUGUGGAGAUAUUUGCCAUUUUAGCCUCAAGCUUUGGUUUAUUAUUCUGUAUAUUUGCACCUAAAUGUUACAUCAUCCUGUUUAAACCUGAACAAAAUACGAAACAACAUUUGAUGGGAAAAACACAAACUAAAUCCUACUGA
Triplophysa dalaica is the source of this 2551-nucleotide messenger RNA. RefSeq names its product extracellular calcium-sensing receptor-like. Gene Ontology annotation, biological process: G protein-coupled receptor signaling pathway. NCBI's taxonomy places the organism in Eukaryota, Metazoa, Chordata, Actinopteri, Cypriniformes, Nemacheilidae. Bases 26 to 2551 code for a protein of 841 amino acids. Gene Ontology annotation, molecular function: G protein-coupled receptor activity. The transcript is spliced from 6 exons. The record is from RefSeq and is a predicted model, not a curated record. Gene Ontology annotation, cellular component: membrane.